Messenger RNA from Closterium sp. Naga37s-1, 2391 nucleotides. Lineage: Eukaryota; Viridiplantae; Streptophyta; Zygnematophyceae; Desmidiales; Closteriaceae. The record is from the annotation of a GenBank genome assembly.
AUGCCCGCGCGAUCGUGGGCGGGCGCUGUAGCGCUGCGCUUGUCGCGAGGUGGCGGAGCCGCGGGGCCGGCCUUCCGCGCGCCAGCGGCCCUCCUGCGCGCGAGACUGCUCUCGACUCUCUCCGCGUCAUCCGCGCCAUCCGCGCCAUCCGCGCCAUGCGCACCUGCCGCGACAACCACCGCAUCAACACCAUCGGUACCACCAUCGGUACCUCCAUCCUCCUCCUCCCCACCAUCGCCAGCGCAAGAGCUGCCUUCGCUCCCGUCCCGUGUGGCGUCGCUCGUCCAAUGGCUGCAGGAGAAUGGCGGGCAUGCAGGCGCCAUCGCAGUGACCCCUGACUCCCACGGCGGCCUCUGUCUCACCACCAGCCGCAGCGUGGGCAAAGGCGAGCUGCUCCUCUCCGUGCCUCCCCGCCUGCAGCUCGGCCGAGCCUGGCCCGCAGGCUCGGAAGUGGCAGGAGGCAAGGGGAGAGAAGCGAGAGAAGGAGCGGAAGGAGCAGGAGGGGCGGGAGGAGGAGAGGCGGAGGAGGAGGCGAGGGCCUUUGUGGCAAUUAGCAAGAUGGGACAGCUGGUGCCAUCGUCCCUCUGGUCGCUCCGCCUGGGCCUGCACUUGCUGCACCAGCAGAGGCGACAUGCAACCCCCGACACUCUCACAACUCCCGUAGCAUCUUCAUCCUCCUCCCUAUCUCCCCCCUCCUCCCCAUCCUCUCCCUCCUCCCCCUCCUCCGCUACCCCCGCCACUCCUCCUCCUCCCCCCUCCCCGCCUCUCCCUGCCCCCCACUGGGACCCCUACAUCGCUCUCCUCCCGCGCUCCCUCUCUCUCCCCAUCUUCUUCUCGCCUGCUGCUGUCGCUGCUCUCGGCUACCCGCCACUGCAGGCCGAGUUGGCCAAGCGCAGCACGUUCCUGCGUCGCUUCGCCUCUGAGUUCCUGCCACACGUGGUGGACUCGCUGCAGGCAUCCCAGCGCUGCCGCCUCUUCGGAAAUGAGCCAGCCUCCCCUUCGGACCUUGCAUGGGCCAUGGGCUGUGCCUCCUCCCGUGCCUUCCGAGUGCCUACAAUCUUGGGGGAGAGAAAGGGAGAUCAGGGCGAUAGUGGGGUGUUGGAUGGAAGAGGAGGAGGGAGUGUGGGGAAGGAGGAGAAGGAAGGGGGAGGUGGGGGUGGAGAGGGGGUGAAGAGGAGGAGAGGGGAGGAAGGCGAGAGGGUUUUUUUGCCGGUGAUUGAUUUGGCGAAUCAUGAUGCCAAUCCAACGGCUAAGAUCUCUCUCUUGCCAGAUGGCACUGCAGAGGUAAGAACCCCACCUGCUCUCCAACCCAACCCCACGCACGCGGUUCUGCCGACUCCCUCUCUCUCUCCUCACCCUCCUCUCCUUUCUCCCUGUUCUUCCCCUUUUCCUCUCUCGCCCUCCCCCCUCCUGUAUCCCCCACACCAGCUCCGCGCUCUCCUCCCACUACCCCCCAGGCACGCCAUAAGCAUAGACUACGGCCAUCUCUCCACGGACCUCUUUCUCCUGGAUUAUGGCUUUGUGCCUGAAAACAACGCCUACGACACCCUCCCCAUGGCCUACGGCCUUCCCCUCAUUGAAGCUGCCCGCGCUGCUGCUGGGCUGGAUGGGUUGGACGGGCGCGAUGGGGGGGAGGAGCAGGGGGGAAAGGGAGGACGAGGGGCGAGGGAGACGGGAACGGGAACUGGAGAGGGGAAGGCAGAUGCGGAGAAGGAGACGGGGAGAGAGGAGAGGGGAGAGGAGAAGAGGGUCAGGAGGCUAGAAGGGCCUUUGGAUCCGGAGGCAGGGGGAGGGGCGCGGGUGCGCAUGGAAGUGAUUGCAAAGCUGGGGUUAUCCGGGCCUCACGCAGACAGAAAGAUGACCCUGGGCGGGCCUGGUCACAUAGACCCUCGCCUGCUGGCCGCUCUGAGAGUGCUGUAUGCUCCAGCUUCGGUGGAUGUGAGGCAGGUACCGCUGCAGGAGCUGCAGGGGUUGGAUGCGGUGGAGAGGCUUGGGCGGGAGUGUGAGCAGAAGACAGUGAGGACGCUGCUGGGUCUGUGCUUUAUCUUUCUGCAGAGCUUCUCCCGCGUGCCUCCUCCUGAGGCUGCUGCUGCUGCUGCUGCUGCUGCUGCUGCUGCUGCUGCUGCAGACAAGCCUACAAAAGGUACAGCCGCUGCCACUGCUGAUGGUGCUGGCGCUAAUACAACCGCUGGCAGCGCUGCUGCUGAUUCCAGUGCAGCAGCAGCGGUGCGGCUGGCAGCCGAGGCGGCAGGAAUGGAGAGUGGCGCAGCAGAGAGGGCUAUAGGCGGGAUGACGGCGCAGGAAGCACGGCUGGUGGAGGCGUUUCGAGCGGAGAAGAGAGGGCUCGUGCUGCGAGUGAUGUCGUUCCUGCAGGGGCGACUGGAUAAGUGA